CGGUGGCAGGGGGAACGUGUCGCUGCGUCACCGCUGUCACCGAUCUGUCACCUCGGGCGUGCGGAGGGGCCUGUGGCGUCGCUGAAGGAGGGGAAGGGCGGAAAAACGACGAAAUAAAGCUGCGCGAGGCGUGCUGCCCGGCGGCGUCGGGCCGGCUCCGUGCGCGGGUCUCGGUUGGAGGCAGACAAAAUGGCGGCUGGGGCGGCCGCCGGUGGCGCUGCCGCGGGGGGCCCGGGCGAGGUGGGCCUAGAGGAGCCCAAGAAGAUGACGAGGGAAGACUGGAGGAAAAAGAAGGAGCUGGAGGAACAGAGGAAGCUGGGAAACGCGCCUGCUGAAGUGGACGAAGAAGGGAAAGAUAUCAAUCCUCAUAUUCCUCAGUACAUUUCCUCAGUGCCAUGGUACAUAGAUCCUUCUAAAAGGCCUACGCUAAAGCAUCAGAGACCCCAGCCAGAGAAGCAGAAACAGUACAGCUCUUCUGGAGAUUGGUACAAACGAGGAGUUCAAGAGCAUGCAAUAGCUACCAGAUACCGUAAAGGAGCUUGUGAGAACUGCGGUGCGUUGACACACAAAAAGAAAGACUGCAUGGAGAGACCCAGGAAAGUUGGAGCAAAAUACACAGGCAUGAAUAUUGCACCAGAUGAACAUGUGCAACCUGAACUGAUGUUUGAUUACGAUGGAAAGCGAGAUCGUUGGAAUGGCUAUAACCCAGAAGAGCACAUGAAGAUUGUAGAGGAAUAUGCCAAGGUUGAUCUGGCCAAACGUACACUGAAAGCACAGAAGCUUCAGGAAGAGUUAGCAUCAGGAAAGCUGGAGCAAGUGAACUCCCCAAGACACCAGUGGGGAGAAGAGGAACCAAAUUCCCAGACAGAAAGAGAUCGUAACAGUGAAGAUGAAGAUGAAGAUAAAUAUGCAGAUGACAUUGAUAUGCCUGGGCAGAACUUUGACUCUAAAAGACGUAUCACAGUCCGAAAUUUACGUAUUCGGGAAGAUAUUGCAAAAUACCUAAGGAAUCUAGAUCCAAACUCUGCUUAUUAUGAUCCCAAAACAAGAGCAAUGAGAGAGAACCCAUAUGCCAAUACAGGCAAGAAUCCAGAUGAAGUUGGUUAUGCAGGUGACAACUUUGUUCGUUACACCGGAGAUACCAUUUCAAUGGCACAGACUCAGUUGUUUGCCUGGGAGGCUUAUGACAAAGGCUCGGAAGUGCAUCUUCAAGCGGACCCUACAAAAUUAGAGCUACUCUAUAAAUCCUUCAAAGUGAAAAAAGAAGAUUUCAAGGCACAGCAGAAAGAAAGCAUCUUAGAGAAGUAUGGAGGACAAGAACAUCUAGAUACCCCACCAGCUGAAUUGCUGUUAGCUCAAACAGAAGAUUACGUGGAGUAUUCUAGACAUGGGACAGUUAUCAAAGGACAAGAGAAAGCUAUUGCGUGCUCUAAAUAUGAAGAAGAUGUGAAGAUCAACAACCAUACAUGCAUUUGGGGUUCAUACUGGAAAGAAGGCAAGUGGGGUUACAAAUGCUGCCACUCAUUUGUCAAGUACUCAUACUGUACAGGAGAAGCUGGGAAAGAAAUUGCUAAUACUGAAGCAAGCUUACUAGAAGAGCAGCCCAGAGAGGAAGAACACAUUACAAAACCCAAAACACUGAUGGAGAUCCACCAAGAGAAACAGAAAGAGAAGAAAAAGAAGAAACAUAAGAAGAGCUCAAAUUCAGACAGCGAGGGUGAAGAGAAAAAGAAGCAAGAAAAACUUAAAAAGGCAUUAAAUGCAGAAGAGGCUCGUCUCCUCCAAGUUAAAGAAAUUAUGCAGUUAGAUGAGAGGAAGAGACCAUACAACAGUGUAUAUGAAACCAGAGAGCCAACAGAAGAGGAAAUGGAAGCCUAUAGAAUGAAGCGUCAGAGACCUGAUGAUCCCAUGGCCUCUUUUCUUGGACAGUAGCCUUGAUGACAAAUCAUCCCAGUACACAGGAAUUUUUUUCCAUACUUGUUUACAAGUCUAUAGACGCUUACCUUCCAUGUGGCUAAUAAAUGCCAGAAAUAGCAGAGAUUUUCUUUGCAACACCGAUGUUGGUAAAAACUUCUUUCAGUAGAUGUAAGCAGUCCAGUACUUGGAGCAAUUUUGUAUGUGUGUGUGUACACACAUAAUUUGUGACUGUGUGUGUAUAGAUACAUACAAAUACGUGUGUGUGUACAAUAUAGAUGAUAAAGAAAAAGAAUACAUCCACUCUAAACCCUCGAUUGGAGGAGAAAUGAUCUGAUACUGUCUGUAAUUCCAGAAAUUACAGAUUGAUUUGGCAAUGCAUGAAUACUUAACAAAUUCAGUAAAACUGACUACCCAAAAGAAGUGAUCAGCAGGUGUUGCUGUUACUAUAAAGCAAAAAUUGUCGAAGAUAAAUUUGUACACCCACUGAAGUCUAACUUUUAUUUGUAAAUGGACUCGCCUGUCACAUGGCUUUAAAAGGAGAAAUAGUUAACUUGAUCACUUUAUAGUAAGAAUUUUGGAAAUGUAAAAUUGAUUGUACAGUUUUGGUUAAAUUAAUAUAAAGGUUUUAAAUGCUAUAUAUCUGUUGUAACUAAAAGGCUAGAAGAAACUGUAUAGAGCUUUUAAAUUCUGAUGGUUUCUACAGAUGCUAACAGGUAUUUCAGGUGUGAAGAUCCAAGUUCUUUGGUUUUCUGUUUUAAAACAAUAUACAUCUUACUUCUGCAACUUCCAGAAUCCUGUUACAUGGUGGGAUGCUAAGUGUUAGACUAAUACCUUGUGAUGUCCUGCAGCAUUUGCUAUAUGUUUGGAAGUAUUCCUCCUUGAACUGGGAAUUCUGCGCUGUAGCUAUUAAAAGUUGAAAAAAUGGGAGAAAAACUUGUUGCCAUAGCUUUAGAGGCAGAAGGAUUGACAAUUUGUUCUACUGAAGCUUAAACAGUCUCAUUAAAUUUGGCUUACGUAUAACCAAAUUAAGUAUGGUUAUAUUAAUGGUAGGACAGAGAAAACUGUAAUUCUAGCUCUUCAAAUGAAGAACCUGAUUAUAAUUUCAACUUUGUAAAUAAUGAAUUAUAUUCUACAGUUAGUAGAAGCAAAUGUUUGUUUUUUUUUUUUUAAAAAAAAGGUAUAGUAUGCUUCACCUAUUCUCACCUGUAAGGCUGUUUUCUUCUUUUAAGCUACUUUUUUCUCCAAAUCUGCUUCCCCUUUACUUUUAUUACAGAAAUACUAAUUCUGAAUGCAGACUAAAAUAAAGCUUUAUUAAAAUUUAAAAGUCCACAGUCAGAUUAAUAAAUCUUAAAAAGUACUUCUUGCACUUGCAGAAGAAAUAUACCAAACUAGAGACACCAAGGAUCUUCAUUCAAGGUGGAAUUGUUAAUAUAGCCAAGUACUAGAAAGAAAAAACUUCAGAGUGGAAAUUAUUUUUUCCAGAGGUUGCUUUUAUAUUUUCACAAAAAACAACAACAAAAAACAACAACAACAAGAAAAAAAAAAAAAACUAUUAGGGACAUUAUUUCCCUUCUGCUAUACCAGUGACUCACUUUCUGAGCUUUCACAUCAGCUCGUGUCUUGACCUUUCUACAUUAUGGAUGAUUUCAAAGCGAUUAUUGCUCUUUUUUUCCACAAGGAAUUACAUACAGUAAGUGUAAAUUUAAAUGUCUUACCAUGUUUCUGAUUUCACAGCCACCUUCUGAGGAUUGAAUAUUUUAAUUUAGUAUACAGAAAUGCUAAUAAUGGAAAUUUUGUGUUAGUCUGCAAUGCAGCUCUAUAUUAAAAGUUCUCUGAUAUUGUUA
Molecule: messenger RNA, 3761 nt
Organism: Oxyura jamaicensis (ruddy duck)
Lineage: Eukaryota; Metazoa; Chordata; Aves; Anseriformes; Anatidae
Gene: SLU7
Product: SLU7 homolog, splicing factor
Exons: 15
Coding region: 190-1932 (580 amino acids)
Biological process (GO): mRNA splicing, via spliceosome
Cellular component (GO): spliceosomal complex
Molecular function (GO): pre-mRNA 3'-splice site binding
Source: RefSeq, a predicted model, not a curated record